Messenger RNA from Solanum tuberosum (potato), 1325 nucleotides. Its product is annotated as caffeoylshikimate esterase-like. The transcript is spliced from 2 exons. Bases 129 to 1136 code for a protein of 335 amino acids. The record is from RefSeq and is a predicted model, not a curated record. NCBI's taxonomy places the organism in Eukaryota, Viridiplantae, Streptophyta, Magnoliopsida, Solanales, Solanaceae.
ACACGACGAAUCACACAAUUUUCUCCCUAUCCUCUUUGUUAUCGCGUUGUUUGCAUGUUGCCUAUUUCGGUUAUAUCAUAUCCUAUCCCCCGCGGCGCAUUAUAGCAACACCGCCGUGAGAAAAAAAAAUGAAGCAUCCAGUUGCAGAAGCUAACGAGUUGAGUCCGUUCGGCUCACUGAGUCAAUCGGAGUUCUACUCUCACCACUCAGUAACUCACAACUCCGAAUUCAUUACAAAUUCACGAGGCUUAAAGCUUUUCACUCAAUGGUGGUCCCCACUUCCUCCGGCGAAAAUCAUCGGCGUCGUUUGUGUCGUCCAUGGAUUCACCGGAGAAUCGAGCUGGUUUGUUCAACUCACAGCUGUUCACAUCGCGAAAAACGGAUUUAUCGUUUGUGCGAUUGAUCAUCAAGGUCAUGGAUUCUCCGAUGGAUUAAUUGCUCAUAUUCCUGAUUUAAAUCUCGUUGUUGAUGACUGUAUUAGUUUCUUCGAUUCCUUUAGGGAUCUCCAUGUUCCGCCGUCUCUGCCGUCGUUUCUCUAUGCUGAAUCCCUCGGCGGUGCUAUCGCGCUUCUUAUCACUCUCCGGGAAGGCGAUUCUGCUCAACGCCGGCCGUUUGACGGCGUCGUUUUGAAUGGAGGUAUGUAUGGGAUUAGCAAUAAGUUCAAACCGCCGUGGCCUUUGGAACAUCUACUUGGUAUCGCCGCCGUUUUGAUUCCCACUUGGCCCGUGGUUCCCACUCGCGGCUCGUUGCCUUUGGUUGCAUUCAAGGAGGAGUGGAAGAAGAAACUAGCAAUAGCAAGUCCAAAGAGACCACUUAUAAAACCACGCCCCGCGACGGCGCGUGAGUUAAUGAGAGUAUGCAGGGAGCUGCAAGGGAGAUUUGAAGAAGUGAAAGUACCAUUUCUGAUCGUCCACGGCAGCGAUGACAACAUCUGCGAUCCCGCCUGCGCGGAGGAGCUAUAUCGCCGAUCGACAAGUAAGGACAAGACACUAAAGAUAUAUCCAGGGAUGUGGCACCAGCUGGUCGGAGAACCGGAGGAGAAUGUGGAGAAAGUGUUCGGAGAUGUCGUGGAGUGGCUUAAGACGAGAGCCGAGGGUGCAACUGGCGACAAGACCACCGUGGACGGUGGCGCGUGAGGAAGUGGGAGUUGGUUGGGAUAUUCUAGUUGGGGAGUGGUUAAAUAUGCCGGUAAAAGUUAGUUAAAGAUUAGUAAACAGUGUGAUCAAUAAGUUAAAGGACCACAAAAAUAAAUUUGUACAAGCAGGCAAUUUGUGUCAAAACUCUAUUAGCCAUGUGACUCUAUUUAAACUUGUUUUAUUGCAAUA